AGGGGCGGCGGCUGCGCACCCGGAAGAGCCGUCGGCGGAGCGAACGCCAAAGGCGGCGGACGGGGCCCUGACAUGGACAAGCUGAAGAAGGUGCUGAGCGGCCAGGACACCGAGGACCGCAGCGGUCUGUCCGAGGUUGUGGAGGCGUCAUCACUAAGCUGGGGCACCAGAAUAAAAGGCUUCAUCGCAUGCUUUGCUCUAGGAAUCCUGUGCUCACUGCUGGGUACUCUUCUGCUGUGGGUGCCCAGGAAGGGACUCGGCCUCUUUGCAGUGUUUUACACCCUGGGUAACAUCACAUCAAUCGGGAGUACCAUCUUCCUCAUGGGGCCAGUGAAGCAGCUGAAGCGUAUGUUUGAGCCUACACGUCUCAUCGCCACAAUCCUGGUGCUGUUGUGUUUUGCACUUACCCUGUGCUCUGCCUUUUUGUGGAAUAAGGGACUUGCACUCAUCUUCUGUAUUUUGCAGUCUUUGGCCUUGACGUGGUAUAGCCUUUCCUACAUCCCAUAUGCAAGGGAUGCUGUGAAGAAGUGCUUUGCUGUGUGUCUUACAUAACGCACUGCCAGUGUGCAGGGAGCACUGUGGAUGGAAGCUGGUGGACAGUUCUGUAAAUGCCCUCUGAACCUCUCUCUCACAGACACGUGCCUUUACUAGCAGCAGUGUGUUGCUUGCAAUUUGGACAUUUUUGAGGGUUGCCUGUGGGAGCAGACACAAUGUGAGACAACUCUCCUUGUGACUGUUAUCCUCUGGGAGGUACUCCACCGAGUUCUCACAGGACAGUCUGUCUAAUAGCAGCACAUAAACCUCAGGAGGCACUGAUUCCCAGGCAGCAGCAGGAAGGUCUAGCAGGGUCUCCAAGAAAACCAUUGCUACAGCCCCACACAGCGUCUUCCCUGAUGUUUGAGAACAAGUGAUUCUGCCUGUCCUAAGACCCCUGGACGCCUGCCCUGGAUACAUUGUUCCUUUUUCUGGAUGGCACCUUCUUGCUGUUCUGAAUUCAGCUGACUAUGGAAUGUAUUUAUAGUGUUCAAUGUGGAUUCUUUCUCUUGCCCUCACCUCCUAUGUCUUGUCUUGUGACCUUGUGAUACUGGUUAAUUGAGAGUGAAGUAGUGAUCUAAAAUGCUAUUUCCUUUUGGACGAGAGCCAUUUGAAAGUGAAAAAUCUUCAUGUUCCUUGCUUUGUUUAUUUGCCUUCAUUAUUUAUAAAUGUUUACUUUCCGUUCUUUGCUGGAGUUGGGAUAAGGAAAGUGCAUGGAAGACAGAUCCCUUGUGGGCCUUCAAGAAGUAGGCAUGCCUGCCAAGCAACCUAAAUGGUCCAGCAUUGACACUCAGCCCACACUGGACAUUGGCGGUCAGCCUGUAGGUGGUCAUGCUGCAGCCUAGUGCCUAACCACACACAGCGUCCUUGUGUUGGGGAUCUUGUCUGGUCCUCAUGAGAGCCAUGUGAGUUGUCUCACUGCAGUCAAGGACCAGAGCUCAGAUUGGUUUCCAUAUCACCUGGAGCUCCAGCUGUGGCCUGAUGCUCAGUCUUCGUUAUGACGCUGAGUCUCCUGGCAUGGCUCUGCUCAGAGCCUGUGUCACCUCCUGGCCUUUUCUGAUUUCAGCAUCACUUGUGCUGCCUUCUACCUGCACCCCCAUUUUGCUUUUUGGCAGCUUACCUCUGCAUCUGGAUGGCCACCAUCCCAUGGUCCCUUUCAGCUGCUCAGUGUGUCCCUGGCGUCAUCAGUGCCCUGUCUUGACAGUUUGAGGUCCUGGCAGUCUAGGUUUGCCCUUUGCUCUUUGCUCAGGGCCAGCUGUUCCAUCCUGACCUCUGUUUUGUCACUGCCAGGCCACAGGAGGUGAGCACUCGUCUCUGCGGUUGUGGCCAGUUGCUGAACUGUGGCUAAUGACUCUUUUUCUUCUGAGAUGGAGUAGUAUGGAUAGGCUGAUGAGGAAUGAAGUGGAGGGUAGCUCAGUCUUUCAGGAUUCUUGUCAUGCUGUUGAAGGCAUCUACAACCUGUCUUCUGUCAGGAAGCAAAAUUACAUGCUACUCUCUGGCUCUGUGAGGCACAUUCAUGUCCUAAGAGCCUUGGGAAUCGGUUCAGGUCUCAGAAGGGCUCAGGUGUGAGAAGGGCCGUUGGGGAGUUUAAGGGUACCCAUGGUUCCUAGCUGACAUGAGGGUAGGGUCAUUGCUGUAAGCUCCAACUACCUUGUGGUCAUGUACUUAAAAGGCUGACCUCUCCACGCCCUUGUCGGUGACAGGGCUUGAGCCCAGGUAUCUUUUAAAGAUGUUAGCAAGACUGAAUAGCAUAGCAGUGUAAAUGUGGGCUUCGAAAAUAAGCAGGUCCAGGUGUGAGCUGUGGUCCAGUCACAUGCUGGUUGAGUCCUUGGAAAUUACCUAAUGUUUGGUUCCUCAGUUUCACUGUUUCCAAAUAGUGGGCUGACAAAUCCUGCUGGCUUGCUGGAGGAUGCCAGUGAAACACAAUGUGUCAAGUGCUUGGUGUGCGCACAGCAAGCCGAGUCUCCAUGAACUAACUGAUGAGUGCUUUCGGUGACAGGAUGGGCGCGUGCCCAUCAGUUUGUCUAGCAUAUUUAAUUCUGUGUCCAUCACUGUAGACUGCCGUGCAUUGCCUCACUGAAUGCUCACAGUGACUCAGACAACGCACUGCACUGCCUUCAUCAUCAUAAAGUAGUAGUGGCCUCAGAAACUCCAACCAGCAGGGGCAUCAGUGAAGAGGCUCUAGACUGAGAUCAAGUCUGAAUAAAAGGCUUUGGCCUAAUUCCUACAGCCUGAGGCCGGUUUGCCUCCACAGCUUGAGUCUGGACACAUUGAAGCAGCUUUUGGAUGACUGUCUUCUAGAAUCUUCUAGACUCCCAAAUUUUUUUCUUCAGUUGCCUUAUCCCUUGGUUGUGUCUGACCCUGCUUUUGUUGGACUGUGGAAGGAAGAAAGCCACUUCAAAUCUGUGAAAGUUUCCUACCAAGCCAGCAGUAGUGACUAAAAGCAACUUAGUAAGGCCGAAGUGGAGAAUUAGCCUCUGACUAUGGCUGUUGUCGUUGUCUGUUUCUUCUCCUCACCCUUCAUUCUUCCCCAUUCACUGCCCAGUGAGCAGUGCCUCACUGUAUUGCCAAGCGAUGGAAGCAGUGAGUGACCACUGUAGAGGUAAUGUGCUCCUCAGUCAGGCUGUUUCCAGGUGUGGGGACAUCAGGCCUGCUGCUGCCUUCCCUGGGGUGCAGUCUGUGGAGUGCUGCACUGAGAACAGCAUUAUGCCUUCUGGACCAGGAGAGUAGCUUCAGGUGGCCUUGGCUGGUCCUCCCUCUACUUCCUGCUGAUUGUUGGGACGCUGUGGGGGUGGGUGCCUGCUCACUGGAUUCUGUCUCUCUCACAGUCCUUUUUCACAGACCAAGCUCUAAGGGAGCUUUUGUCUCUCCUGCUCCUCUGUAUGGCUGCUGCUCAGACCCCAGCUCUAGGCAUCUUGUCUUGGGGAAGGGUGAGAUACAUUCCCAGCUUGGCAUUUUCACCAUGGAGAUGGUCUCAGUGCUUGAGUGUCUGUUACUCUCAUGGUGACUUUGUGGAUUAUGUCUUAAUUGCCACCUCCCAUCCACAUAGUCACUGUAGGCUGAGAGAACAAGAAAUGAAAUUACAAACUGCAUUCCACAUAAAAUUACUUUUUAAUACACUCAUUAGAAUAAAUAAUUAGCAUCAGGGCAGUAUCUGAAACAGAAGUGAAGGGCCAGGCUGGUUUGGCUUUUGUUGUUGGUAUCCCUGUGAGUGACAGGUUUUGCCAUGUACAGGAGGAGACUUGGUGGAAUGAAUUGGUCAGUCGAGGUGCACUCAUGACUGGAUUUCCUUUCCUGUGUGCACCCUUCUGCCUUUACUCUUCCUCUGGUCACUUCUCAGUAGAGUCAGUUACAUACCCUUUGAAUUUACAACCUAAAACUUAUUUCUAGUUAAUUAAAAAAAAAUCAGUGUUUAAAGCAGUAUAAAGAUGCCUGCUAGACUGUGUGGCAGUUUUGUUUUUAAUUUUCAAGUUAUUUUUUUAUAAGCUUAAUAAUAUGCUAUAGCUUACAGAUAACAUCCUUUUACCAGUGAAUGAACCUUAGCAGAAAUUUAUUGCAAAUACACAUUUUUCCCCUAGAAGUCUAAAUUGCUUAGGAAGUUUUAUUAAAAGGAUUGCUUAGGGCGUGAUCUUAAAGUACCUGCCAAUUCAUUUUUUGCUUUGAGAUCUUGUGUGUUUUGAGGCUAGCGAAGGGGGAACGCAGUGGAGUUUGUUUAAUCCCACUUUACUUAGGAUGGGGUAUUUUCUUUGAGUAUGUCCAGCCCUGCUGUGACAUAUGGGAGACAUUUGAAAUUAGCUGGUAGUGGAGCCUUUGUUCUUAUAAGUUGACAACAUAAAGUCAGAUCCCUUCUAGCACAGCUGCUAACUGACGAAGUAGACUUGGGUAUGCACAGAAUGACUUUCUGCAACCAGAGAAAAGUAGGCCCAGUGUAUAGGAAUUCUGUUAAAAGAUGAGAGGUCAGCCCAUGGCAUCAUAACAAAUACUGACAUAUGCUCUCUACUCAGAAUAAUGGCGUUGCUGUAUGGAGUGCUUGCCUAGCAUGCAUGGGGCCCGGGGUUCAAUCCCUGGAAAUGCAUACACUGGCCACAGGGGUGCAUGACUAUUAUCCCAGCACUUGGGGAGGUAGAGGCAGGAGGAUCUAGAGUAGACCCUAUCUUAAAAAAAAAUCAAAUGAAAUCUGGUGUUUGGGCCAAUGCACAUGGCUCUGUCUAUUAAAUGUUCAAAAAGAAAGUUUUUUUCUGGCUUUUUCAUUGUGUUUGCUUAACUUGAAUAUGGCAAGAUUAAAAAAAAAAUAGCUCCAUGAACUCUGUCCUUGUAAUUCUGAUUGUGAAGUUGCUAGUGAGGGUGUGCAGAGUCAGUGAUGAAGGCACUGGGGCACAUUCCCCAGCAGGAAAACCACAUCCAAUUGUCUGUGGUGGCCUUGUAUGCCUUCAGAACAUUGUACCUAUUCUAAUAACAGCUUUUUAAACACUUUGUCUAAAAAAAAAAAAUAAUAAUUUUUAUAAUUGCAUAGGUGUAGUUGAUUUUGAAUGCUACUGAUUGUAUAACUGAAUUUUUAUAUGCAAAAACAUAUUCUUGAGUACCGCCUUUUCUGUCUUGAGGAUGUGGUUCAUAUGUUUUCUUUCUACUCACGUCAGAGAGAAAGAGUGUUGCUGGAGAGUUACCUCUCCCUUUCACAGCUAUUUCCUCCCUUUUCUCCAAUAAAUGAUCCAUCAUGAUCCUUAA
Messenger RNA from Arvicanthis niloticus (Nile rat), 5259 nucleotides. RefSeq names its product SFT2 domain containing 2 (gene Sft2d2). Gene Ontology annotation, biological process: vesicle-mediated transport. NCBI's taxonomy places the organism in Eukaryota, Metazoa, Chordata, Mammalia, Rodentia, Muridae. Gene Ontology annotation, cellular component: membrane. The record is from RefSeq and is a predicted model, not a curated record.